AGUUGUGUUUGGUUUUCAUUUUGGAAAUGGACUAACAAUAAAAUAAUUUGUCGACUCAUCUCGACUCGCGUUAAUUUUCGGUACUGUGCCCAUAAACUUUUAUUACUCAUUCCAGGAAAUCCGUAAAAUUUUCCGUCGACCAGCGCAGCUCGUCAUUUUCCAUGCAUCGGCUGCUCUUCCACCGGCAAAGGCUUCGCACGUUGGCCACGCUGUUCACCGAUAUCUCGAGUCCCAAGAGUUAGAAUUGCGUUAUUUGACCCACACACCGAUAUCCAUAAGCCUUUUGCGUAUAAACCAGUUUUCUCGCGUCAAAAGAAUCCUGGUAUGAAAGUCACCCAGUAGUCAUUUGUAAAGCGGCGUGCGACUUUCUGAAUACACGCAUAAGUCGAUUAUAAAGGUAGUUCUCCGAUUGACCUGGUCAAUACAUAAAAAAAAAAACUGGAUAACCGAACGAAUAAAUAUUCUGAUACUGUAAUUAUAAAUAGCUAUGAGAACAUGUAAACCGUACGCGAAAUUCGAUCAAUGGACGUAAAGACUGCAUAGUUUGGAAAAGAUUGCGGAAAUGAAUAGACGAAGGAGGUAACGGAUCCUAAAAUUUUGCCAACAUUCGGUCGAUAUAUCGACAAAGAAUUUAUCGGGAGCGAAUCCUGUCGUAUAAAAAGAUUCACCUCGAUGGGCGAAUUAGAUAAUCGCGCAUAAUUGUAGCCAUAGGACGUCGUAAACCUUCCUGAAAUUUCAAAAUGGCAGGGACGCCCUACGAAGUUUCGGUUGGCUCGAAGAGAAGAAAAAAAAAACCUCAAAGUUACAGGUAAGACUCCUAUGGUAACUAUGAAGCGAAACGACUCCAGAGAUACCGGAAAAGCUGAUACUGGAGGACACGCUAUCAGCUUCGGCGCAGAGGUCUCAGGUCUUCCGGAAGGGGUGCGUGUCUCGGUGACGUUCGACGUCGCGACGCUUUCGCUAGUUCGCGGGUCGUCAGCAGCUUAGCAGGAUACCUCCAACCUUCGGAGGUGUCGCUACAGAUCCGGCUAUUUUAUUCAAUUUCCAAAAACACUGGAGUGAGUUACAGAAAAAAAAAUAGUUCACGGAUUAUUUUUCAAUCGACCAGCAGUGAGUUCAAAAAUCAAGUGAAAAAAUCGGGCAACGUGUUUGGAAAUUAUUUGUUGACUAUGAUUUUUGUGUAGAUUCUUUUUUUUUUGUCCCAAGAUAUAAUAGUAAAACCUCCGAUCAUCCUCUCACUCGACCGGUGCUCCGUUCACAGAUAAAAAAAAAACAACAGAAAAAAAAACAGAAAAAAUAGACGAAUUCGCGGCGGUUGCAGUACGCGGCGAUGACGCCGUUGCGGACCGAAUUAUUGACGAAAAGUAAAGGAGGAAACAGGGCCGACAACAAAUCAAUAUCUCGCUCGCCCCUGUGGACCUGCAGGAGACCUUUCGAAGAGCGUCGUAGGGGAUAAAAUAUCCAACGGAGCAGCGACACCCGACCAAAGGAUAUCUUUUAUACGAUAAUAGGACGAAGACGGAGAGCUUAUUGAAGAAGACUGACAAUAUGAUAGCUUGCUGCGUCUUGGCCGGUGUCCUUGGCGUCCUAGUCCUAUUUUACGUCUGCCUUGAAGUACACUAUUUUCUGCGCAUGUGUCUCACUGUUCUUUUGGCAAGAUUCUGCAAGAAGCAAGUUCACAUACUCGACGAAACUUCUGUAUACGGAGUCUGCCUUACCACCGACGUCGACACGCUUCUCUACCACAUGAACAACGCGAGGUACCUCAGGGAACUCGAUUUCGCCAGGGUAGAUUUUUACGAAAGGACCAGCCUCUACAGAGAAAUUCGUUCGCAAGGUUCAGGUGUGGUCCAGGGCGCGGCCACCAUCCGAUACAGGAGAUUUUUAAGGCCGUUUUCGGUGUACAAAAUCACCUCGAAGAUUAUUUAUUGGGACGAAAAGACGAUUUUCAUGGAGCAUCGUUUCGUUACUCCUGCCGAUGGAUUUGUGAGAGCGAUCGCAAUUUGUCGACAACGAGUGCUGGACUGCAGUGCCGAAGCUGUGAUGGGGGUCCUAUUGGACCGGGGAGGCAAAUCAAAUGGGGGUUUGGAGGCUGGAAUCCCACCGACAAGUACGCCGCACGCGCGACCAGAAAUACCUCAAGAGGUAGCAUUAUGGUUGAGGAGCAACGAGAUUUCUUCGGCAUGCUUACGGCAAAAUCCAGAAGCAUCUGGGUGCUGACAAGGGGAAGCCGGUGUAUCCAUUGUUAAUGGCGUUACACCGGCUGAUCUUCGCGAAACGACGAUGGUUUAAGAGAAAAACAAAAAAUAAAUAAAUAAAUUCGAAUUCACGAUUGUCGUAGAGUUCUAAACAGACGCCAUAAUUCUCGCCAUGAAUAAUUUACCCUAUAAAAUAGGAGUAGAAAAUUAUUUAGAUAUACGGCGAUCAAAGGCGAUGGGAAAUGAACUUUUAUCCUCAGACAGAUAAUUAUGAUUAUUAUUAUGAUUUUCAAUGCAUCGUAUAUUUUGUCCGUCAAGUAUAUUCAUCGCGGGAUAUUUGUUGUGAUACUAGAUGUGAAGGAUUUAAUGACGCCUCGAAUUUCGGAUCGAUGGAUUAAAAAAUUGCGAAACUUCUGUCCAUGGAAAAAAAAAGAAGAAAAAUAUAGUUCCUUAUUUGAUUAUAAAACUUUAAUAUUCGAUACCCGCUCUUUGUUACCGCUCCAAAAAAUGGCCGAUGCGAAAACUUUGCAUUGGUGAAACGAAAGAGAAAAAAAUCGUCGAUGACGACGUUCGAGUGGCAAAUUUGGGCCUUUCCGGGCCCAGCCGUGUGUUCUUCGAAUUUUACCUAUUAAAUUCACCAUGAUACAUUGAAAUUUUCGCUACGUUUAAAAAGGUUAUAUCGUUACACGUAACAAUAUAGACUUUGAUACUUUUUGACGCUAUCGACGUUGUUUCUCAGAUUUAUUCCGAAUGAUAAUAAUUUCCGAAUGAAUAUUUUCAUAUCAAUUUUUUAUCAAUGAAUGUAUAAUUGUUCAAAGGACAUUUUUUUAAUCCGAUUAAGCACGUGGAUGAUUACAGUAAAUACAACAGCUUGUAGGAUCUUCCCCAAGAUACUUUAGAGUCCGGCAUUGUUUUCAGUCUUCCAAAAGUGCGAGUUUUUCAAAUCUUUUGAUCGAUGAUUGUUCGACAUACUGAAAAUUCCUAUUUGGAUGCACCUUGAAAAGACGAAUGCAUAUUCACAAUAAGUCUAUAAUUGAACCUGAAACAAGGACAUAGCGAAGCAAUUAUGUAUUCCGGCAUAGUAUUAUUAUAACGACUAGAUUAAUAUUUCAGUGCGUUGGCGAAGAUAUACAGAAGCGAAAAUUGAAAUACCGAAAGUAUAAGAAAUAUUAUAAAUGAUUAAAAUAUAAUUUCAAACAAAUCAAGAAAGUUAGUGGUUAUGACUGUGAAUGGUGCUAGCCUCAAACAGAUCGCUCUAUAAACUUUUGAACUAUAUUAUAGAAAAUAUUAUCGUAUGUCUUAGAUAGAGAGUAUUAUACACACAUGUAUAUUAUAUUAGGAAAGAUGACAAGUUUCAUGUGGUCACGACUGCAGGAAUCUAAAAUUACGUUAAAGGAUGCAUAAGAACGUAAGUUCGUACGUUGGUUUCUGUUUUUUAUUUCAAAAAUAGAUUUGGGAUACUUUGUGCCUUCCGAAGUUCUUCAGAUCCCUGCAGAAAUCGCUACAUCCUUGUAAUUAGCCAAGAAAGUAGUAAACUGUAUGUAAAAGUAUUGGUUUAUUGUAUAUCAUAAACUCGAGUCUAAAACUAUUAUCACACAGUGUAGGUAGAUUUACUAUCGUCGCGUAAAGUUCAGAGCCUCCAGUUUGGAGGUUUAUAACUCCGAAGAAAAAAAUGACAGAGCUGAAAUUCAAAAUAGAUUCAACAGCUAGAAGUAUUCUGCAUCUGAUGAUUUAUCUUCGAAUUUUGAAGGAAAAAACACUAACAGUUUUUUCAAUAUAUUUUUAAUUUUCCUAAGGGAUUCUGCUGAGAAAUUUUUCAGGAACAUCUCUGAAUUUUUUAAAGUUUCUUGAAUGCUUUUUUCACGAGUGGUAACGCUCCAAAGUUAAUCUACUUCGGUUAACUUCAAGAAAACAAUGUUCUUCGACCUUUCGGUGGCCAUACUGUCGGUGUUUUUUUCGUUUCGAGAUUCGAAAAUGAAUCAUCAGACGCAAAAUACUUCAAGCUAUUGAAUCUUUUGCAAAUUUCCGCUCUAUCAUUUUUUUUCCGUAGUUAUAAACCUCCAAACUGCCGGCUCUAAUUUUUACGAGCGGACAGCAGAUAUUUAUUAUACAUAAAAUUCAACUGCUAGUAGGUAAUUAAACGCUGAAAAGUGCAGAUCGAUAUCGGAUAGGAAUUCUGGACGUAACAUUGGACAGCAAGUUGGGUCAAAAUGCAUUAUCGGAGUAGCUGAAUACCGUUUAUAUUAAUUGUGCUGUAACACCUCAAAUACGCUAGGAUAUAGUAAACUAACCAGGCAGACAACCGAACGACUGACGUUAUAAUCGUAAAUAAUAAAAUAGCGCAUAUAAUAAUUUGGUAUAAUCUCGAACAAAUUUGAUAUUCUGUAUUUGUUUGCGCUCACAUCAGUGGAAUAAAUACGAAAGACAAAAUCGGAAACUGCAGGGAAAAUGUACCAUAGCCAAUAGAUUUUGUAUAAUAAUAAAAUGAGUUGUAUUAGAGCGGUAUUUAUUAUCAUUAUUAUAUCAAAGAUUUUGUUAAUCUCAGUACUACAAUAAUACUAACACUGUACUAUUAUACCUAUAUCAGUAGGUCGUACAAAUGAAUGUCACUUCCGAAUAAGCUAGCCGUUGUGUGAUCGUAAUAAUUAAUAAUAUUAGGGAACUAUAUUUGUUAAUUGGAAGACAUUUCAUAACAUUAUAAUAACUUUGCGCUCCUUUAUGAAAUUUUCAAAAUAGCUGUACUUUAGAUAUUUCCUGGGCAUUACCGUUCACCGUUCGUCUAUUUCAUAUUAUUUUACGGAAAAUUGUUCAAGGUAAAAUUGUUCAUUCCUUGUUUAAUCACGUAUCGAUAUAAGCAUUCUUUUUUGAGACCUUACUGAUCUAUAACGUUCAAAUUCUUCUGCUAAGACUCGUCUGAGUAUUCCUCUGUAAUAAAAAUAAAACAAUUCAACUUCCACAGUCAA
Athalia rosae (coleseed sawfly) is the source of this 5161-nucleotide messenger RNA. RefSeq names its product protein THEM6. Bases 1549 to 2220 code for a protein of 223 amino acids. The record is from RefSeq and is a predicted model, not a curated record. NCBI's taxonomy places the organism in Eukaryota, Metazoa, Arthropoda, Insecta, Hymenoptera, Athaliidae. The transcript is spliced from 5 exons.